Molecule: messenger RNA, 519 nt
Organism: Phalaenopsis equestris
Lineage: Eukaryota; Viridiplantae; Streptophyta; Magnoliopsida; Asparagales; Orchidaceae
Product: separase-like
Exons: 3
Coding region: 19-516 (165 amino acids)
Biological process (GO): proteolysis; meiotic chromosome separation
Cellular component (GO): centrosome; nucleus; mitotic spindle
Molecular function (GO): cysteine-type endopeptidase activity
Source: RefSeq, a predicted model, not a curated record
AUUAAUGGCCUUCAUACUAUGCCGAGAGAUCCCAUCACUUUUUCAAAAGGGGACUCCAUUCCUCCACCUCUUUGCUCGCAAGGAUCACUUUCUUUAAGCCAUUGGGCUGCAUUUUUUCAUCAAGCUUCUAUUGGUUCAAUUGUGAACUGUCAAUAUCUUUCUUAUUUUAGAGAUAAGGAAUGCAAUUUCAAGGCUUUUAAGUUGGCUGACGACGUUCUCUCUAGUGAGACCAUCCACGUUCAUCAGCUGGAUAAUGGUUUUGGGCACGGCGUUCUUAUAUUGCGUUCGCGCGGAAAUCUCAGUAGUUUCAUCGAAGAGUCCCUGCAUUACUUAUUUGCAGGCUCCCCCGCAAUUAUUGCAAAUUUAUGGUCUAUAACCGAUAAAGAAAUCACCCUUUUCGCGAAGGUCAUACUCAACUCAUGGACUCGGGACUCCGUCCUUCAUAAGUGCAACAAAUGCAUCAGUUUGACAGAAAUUUUUAUUUGCGGAAAAUCCAACUUUCCAUCCAGAAGGUAAGUU